AUGGACUUAAUAACACGCGGUAAGAAGCCAGAAGACCUUCCAGCCACACUCGAUUGGAAGCCAGAAUACAAUCAACAUUUGGGAGAAGGUCAGCCAGCAGUGGACGUAAACCGUCCAGACACGCUCGAUUGGAAACCAGAAUAUAAUCAACAUUGGGGACAAGGUCAGCCAGCAGGGGAUGUACACCGUCCAGACACACCCGAUUGGAAGCCAGAAUACAAUCAACAUUGGGGACAAGGUCAGCCAGCAGGGGAUGUACGCCGUCCAGACACACUCGAUUGGAAACCAGAAUACAAUCAACAUUGGGAAGGCAGGCCGCCAAUGAAAGAUGAAUACCGUCCAGGUAGACCAGGGUGGAGGCCAGAAUACGACCAACAUUGGGAAGGCAGGCCGCCAAUGAAAGAUGAAUACCGUCCAGAUAAACCAGAGAAGAAGCCAGAACAAAAUGAUGAAUUGGAUAAGAAAACUUCUGAAAAACCAGAUUCGCUGUUUGAAAAUAUCCAUGCUUUAGGGGGCAAAAUACUGCCCGUGCUUUCGGAACUCAAAAAAUUCCAUUCCAAACUUGAUUGA
Messenger RNA from Rodentolepis nana, 570 nucleotides. NCBI's taxonomy places the organism in Eukaryota, Metazoa, Platyhelminthes, Cestoda, Cyclophyllidea, Hymenolepididae. The record is from the annotation of a GenBank genome assembly.